GAUGAUAUUUAUACAAGGUUCAGUAGAAAUAUACCAUUGACAUACUCAUAUAUUCCAGGAAGAAUCGUGACACUUAUACAUGUAUCUUGCAAGGAUGAAGCAGAUGGAACAAAGGACCAUAAAUAACAGACCAAGGGCUGUGACGACUCCAAUGAUGAUAACUGAAAUAUAUUUAACAGAGAUGAAUUAUGAAUUGAAUGAACGAAGUAUGAUAUUAUUUCAAAAGCGGCUGAAGGACAUGGCAGUUAUAGUUUCUGGGGCCGCCAUUACAUUUGCUGGGUACUCUAUUUAUGAAGGAAAUGAGAAGUUUUAUCGUGAGAUCCUAAUGCCCCUGACACACAAAUGUUUUGAUGCAGAGACAGCUCACAGACUUGGUGUCCUAGCAGCCAAGUAUAAUAUUGUUCCUCGUAAGCAGAAAAAACCAGACUCACCAAUUUUGUCAUCAGUUGUGUUUGGGAGAGAGUUCAGUAAUCCUGUAGGACUUGCUGCUGGGUUUGACAAGGAUGGGGAAGGAGUCCGAGGCCUGAAGAAGCUUGGCUUUGGUUUUAUCGAAAUCGGCAGCGUGACCCCAAAACCUCAGCCAGGGAAUCCAAAACCACGCGUGUUUAGACUGACAGAGGAUGGAGCUGUCAUCAACAGGUAUGGCUUUAAUAGUGAGGGUCAUCAGGCAGUGUAUAACCGACUCAAGGACAGACUCUCAGAAGACAAAGAUGAAUGUCUACUAGGUGUAAAUUUGGGUAAAAACAAGACUUCUAGUGAUCCGGAAGGUGACUACACACAAGGAGUUCAAAAGUUCAGCCAACUUGCCGAUUACCUGGUGGUCAAUAUUUCUAGUCCUAACACACCUGGUCUGAGAGACUUACAAGGAAAACAGAGACUACAGAAUCUCCUAGACAAAGUAAUAGAAAAAAGAGAUGAGAUGGAAGUCAGGAAACCCCUGUUGGUAAAAAUAGCCCCAGAUCUGACUGACCAGGACAAAGCAGAUAUCGCAGCUGUGGUCACCUCCAAAAAGGGUUAUGUAAGUGGUUUAAUUGUAAGCAACACAACAGUAAAGAGGCCCGUCCAAUUAAAGAGUCCACAUAAAAAUGAAGAAGGAGGACUGAGUGGCCAUCCAUUAGCAGAUUUAUCAACAAAUACCAUCUCAGACAUGUAUAGGUUAACUAAAGGUACAGUCCCAAUCAUAGGGGUAGGAGGGGUGCACUCCGGGGAGGAGGCGUAUAGGAAAAUCCGGUCUGGUGCUAGUCUCAUUCAACUCUACACAGCUCUUGUUUAUGAAGGACCUCCAGUUGUCAAGAAAAUCAAGCGAGAACUUGAGGAAUUACUCAAACGUGAUGGAUUCAGUAACAUCUCGGAAGCUGUGGGUGUUGAUGUUAAGUUAUGAUGACUUUAAAAUCCUAGGUUUUUUUUGUUUUUUUUGGGGGGGGGGCUCAUUUGUGUAUGUAUUUGCUAGAAUUUAUAGUUGUACAGUUAAUUAAUUUUACAUUGGUCCCUACGGGAUAAAGGCAUCAUGAAAAUUCAUGAUUAAUUAAACAGGAAAAGGAUUUUUGUACAUCCUUGAAUAUCUCAAUAACAUCUUCAUGAACUAUCUUUCUGCUGGAACUUAAAUAAAAUAUUUGAAGACUCCACA
Messenger RNA from Saccostrea cuccullata (small rock oyster), 1627 nucleotides. RefSeq names its product dihydroorotate dehydrogenase (quinone), mitochondrial-like. Gene Ontology annotation, cellular component: cytoplasm; mitochondrial inner membrane. The record is from RefSeq and is a predicted model, not a curated record. The transcript is spliced from 10 exons. Lineage: Eukaryota; Metazoa; Mollusca; Bivalvia; Ostreida; Ostreidae. The coding region runs from base 80 to 1381 and encodes 433 amino acids. Gene Ontology annotation, molecular function: dihydroorotate dehydrogenase activity. Gene Ontology annotation, biological process: pyrimidine ribonucleotide biosynthetic process; 'de novo' pyrimidine nucleobase biosynthetic process.